GUUGGAGCGGCUUUGCCUGUUGAUGUCUUGGUAUACGAGGAGAAGACUCUGUCUGCGAUAUUAAGGGUCAUUAGCAGUGGCCUUGUCAAGCUGUGGAGUGCCCUGACAUUGCUGGGCUUCUACCAGAACCGGAGGUGUGCUGUUCGAGUGCUGCAGACAUCCCCAUUUCUUCUGGCGUUAUCUGGCAACAGCAGAGAGCUCGUCUUGGACUGA
This is a messenger RNA of Eurypyga helias (sunbittern), 213 nucleotides long. RefSeq names its product ribonuclease P/MRP 14kDa subunit (gene RPP14). The record is from RefSeq and is a predicted model, not a curated record. Gene Ontology annotation, biological process: tRNA 5'-leader removal. The transcript has 3 exons. The annotation marks the transcript as partial. Gene Ontology annotation, cellular component: ribonuclease P complex. Lineage: Eukaryota; Metazoa; Chordata; Aves; Eurypygiformes; Eurypygidae.